UGAAUCACCAUGUCACUGUCCAAUGCACCUAUUUCAAGUGCUCAACAAAAAGCUCAGCUACCCAACCCGCUUCAUCUUACUGACCCUCAGAUUCUGGACAAGGUUUAUCUCACCCAUCUCCAUGAUGAUGAAAAGUGUGAUAAAGAUAUCCUUUUCAACAUUGUCUCCAACAUUCUACUCAAGGUAAAAAAUACAGCUGCUGUGACCAGUUUCCAACCAGAAUUUCGUACACUGAAGCUGAUUUCUUGUCAGAUGAUAACCACACCUCGUGGGGAACAUUAUGUGCACCAAACAACAAUGUGGAUUCUGCAGCACCUCAAAACAUACGCAUGGGAUGCAAAAGCUCUAGUAACACUGGCUGCUUUCGCUUUGGAAUAUGGGAAUCUUGUGUAUCUCAGAGAUGUUUCAACAUCAGAUCAACUUACAAACUCAUUGAAACAACUGAAUCAAAUUCAAAAUAGAAAGAUCCCGGAUUCCGAGUUGUCCAGGUUGAUGAUGGAAGUGAUUCAGAACAUCCAACUGUGGUCAACAUGGUCUGAUGUUGGUUAUGACACAGUUGAAGUGCCUUCCUUGUCAGAUGCCCUGCAAGAGAUCCCUCUUGUUGUGUAUUGGACUGUUGCUUCCAUUGUUGCUGCUACCGGCAACGUUGUGGGUGUAUCGGACUAUAAAUUAUCAGAUUUUACAGACAGGCUUUCUGUGGUUGUUAACAAUUUGAAGGAACAUCUGACAAGGAGCAAAGAUGAAAUAGAUUCCGUUGAAGCUUACUUGAAGCGUAAGAAGUCAUUUUCCAAUCCUAAAGAUAUUGUAGAUUUCUUGAAGCUUCUGAUCCAACGGAAUGGAUCUGAUGUCCAAAUAUAUGACGGCAGCGACAAAACCAAAACGAAUAUUGAAGUCUUCAAGCAUAAGCAUGUCUUGUUGUUCAUUUCAAGCCUCAACAAGAUUGAAGAUGAGAUUUUGCUGUUGAAUUCUAUCUAUGACAGAUUACAGGAAAAUCCAAAUGAGAUAAUAAAAGGUUACACCAAAGGGGAUUUCAAGAUUUUGUGGAUCCCCAUUGUUGACUGGGACGACCAGCAGGUGCACACAUUCCAUGUUUCGAAGAAUAAGAUCAAAUGGUACGCAGUGGAGGUCUUCUCUGAGUUACCAGGCCUUAGCCUAAUAAGAGAGAAGUUGAAUUAUAAGGAUAAGCCUAUUAUCCCAGUAGUCAAUUCUCUAGGUGAAGUUAUAAAUGAAGAUGCUAUGGACUUGAUUUUCCAAUGGGGGAUAGACGCAUUCCCUUUUAGGAAAAGUGAUGGUUAUGACCUUACUCUAAAAUGGAAGUGGUUCUGGGAUGUAACAAGGAAACUAAAUCUUGGAAUACAGGUCAAAGGGGACAGGUACAUCUUCAUCUAUGGAGGUGUUGACAAUAAGUGGAUUCAAGACUUCACAAUGGCUGUGGAGAAAACAAAAAGGCAUGAAACUAUCUUAAGGGCAGAUGCAAUAAUAGAGCACUAUCAGUUGGGAAAGAAUGACUCCAAGAUUAUUCCUCGUUUCUGGAUUGAAAUAGAAAGCAAGAAACUGAAGAAGCACAACAAUCCCUUAGACUGUGAGAUUCAAGAAAUAGUGAAGAGCUUGCUUUGUCUUAAACAAGAUCCACAAGGAUGGGCCAUUCUCGCCAAAGGCCAUAACAUAAAGCUUCUGGGUCACGGUGAGCCUAUGUAUCAAACUUUGGCGGAUUUUGAGUUAUGGCAAGACAAAGUGCUUCAAAAAGAAGGUUUUGACAUAGCCUUCAAAGAAUACUAUGAUACUAAGCAUAAAGAGGUAUAUGCUGGUCAACCAUGUGCAUAUCUCAAUGUUGAUAACUAUCCUGCAAAUGUCAUAGCAACCAUAACAUGCCCAAAUCCCACGUGUGGGCGUGUGAUGGAGGUUACAUCUGUUUAUUACAAGUGCUGCCAUGGUGAUGCUCCAAACGGUGGCAAGAUCUGA
This is a messenger RNA of Gastrolobium bilobum, 1962 nucleotides long. Its product is annotated as protein SIEVE ELEMENT OCCLUSION B-like. The transcript is spliced from 7 exons. The coding region runs from base 10 to 1962 and encodes 650 amino acids. Gene Ontology annotation, biological process: phloem development. NCBI's taxonomy places the organism in Eukaryota, Viridiplantae, Streptophyta, Magnoliopsida, Fabales, Fabaceae. The record is from RefSeq and is a predicted model, not a curated record.